Messenger RNA from Maudiozyma barnettii, 1815 nucleotides. It is a transcript of the gene YOS9, whose product is annotated as Yos9p. The record is from RefSeq and is a predicted model, not a curated record. Gene Ontology annotation, cellular component: endoplasmic reticulum lumen. Gene Ontology annotation, biological process: retrograde protein transport, ER to cytosol; endoplasmic reticulum unfolded protein response. The transcript has a single exon. The coding region runs from base 1 to 1815 and encodes 604 amino acids. NCBI's taxonomy places the organism in Eukaryota, Fungi, Ascomycota, Saccharomycetes, Saccharomycetales, Saccharomycetaceae.
AUGCUGUUUUGUCUCUACUUAUUAAUCCUGUAUAUAUCGCAAUAUGUGUCAGCUAAUUUAUUAGCACCCAAUGAGGACCCUAAUGCCAUCGAUAAAUAUACGAUAGAUUAUAUGUCUCCUUGUAGGUGGGACUCUAUAUUUCCUGAUACUCGUUUAAAUAUUAACAAUGGAUCUUUUCUAGAGUUCGGAGAAGAUACGCUCUGCUUCAUAGAAGAUAAAAGGAAGAACCCAGAUUUAGAGGAAAUAGAUCAGAACUCUAAAACCUUACAAGAUUUGCUACAUAAUACCCUAGACAACGCUGUUAAUGUUCUCUCAGAAGUCCUCGAUGGAUAUUGCAUUAUUUACAACAACGGGUUUUGGACUUAUAGAUACUGUCCUGGUAAUGAUAUAGUACAGUUACAUAAUGAUAGUUCGGACCCUCAAACAUUAUUAUACACUUUAGGUAAAUCUAAACCAGAUAUUAAGGAUCGUGACUUCCAACUAUUGUAUAACGAAUUGGGUUAUUAUGUGAGUGAAUUUGUUGGUAUGGGUGAUAUUUGUGAUGUCACAGGUGCCCAUAGAUUAGUCGAAGUUCAAUAUGUGUGUGGGGAGACGCAUGGUAUUGCUACAAUUCAAUGGAUAAGAGAAACCAAGAUAUGUCAAUAUGAGAUGCAAAUAUCAGUACCUGAAUUAUGUGAUUUAGAACUAUUAUCGAAAAAUGAGGAUAAAAAAACCGCCAAUCAUUUAAAGUGCGUCAGAUAUGAUGACCAAUAUGGGAAAACUGAUAAAAAUAUUAUUGAUUUAUUGGCAGAAUAUGAUCCAACCUUUCUAGGGUACGGCAUAUACUUCCUUGAAUCAUUAGAUGAGAAUAAAAGAGAUACUUUAAUGUAUACUAGCGAUGAUCUUACUAAUGAAAUACCGAAGGAAAUAUUUGAUAGAUUUGGGAAAGCCUUCAACAGAAUGAUUAAUCAAAAAAUGUUGGUUUCGCCUAAUGGUAACCCUGUAGUUAAUGGAGAUAUAUUUACGUGGAUGACUGAAAUAUUUGACAUCACAGGUACUGUGAUUUCGAAAUUAUCGAUUCAUGUUUCGGAGCUUGGGAAGGCAGAGUUGCAUCUCGAUAAUGAUCUAUUAUUCACAGAACCAAGCAAUUUUGUUUCCUAUCAGAGCAAAACACAAAAUCUAGCUCAUUUGUUCCAGAAUGAAGCAUCUGGUAGUGUCUCUGAUAAUUACAAACAUGAAGAAGACGAUAAUUCUAGGGAUGACGAAUCGUCUAUUAGUGUUGUUUUGAAACUAGCUAAUAAUAAAGAUGUAAGGAUUACUGCAAGCCGUCAAGGUGACAGAAAGGUACUAGCUUUGGAAGCAUUAAAUUCAGAUGCAAAUUUUGAGCUUUUGAACGAUCAGGACAGAGAAAGAUUAUUAGAUGUAAUUCUAAACUCUGAUGAAUUGAAACCAAUUGUGGGACAACUUGGAUUGGAGGAUUUUGAACUUCAAUCAGCUAGGUUUGAUGAUACAGUCUUAUUUGAAUAUUCGAAUUCGGAUGAAACGGAUGAAUUAUUUGAAGAGGUAGAAAAUAACAAAUCGUCAAAUUCUGAUGACAUAUUACCAUUAGGUAAAAUUCCAGAUACAGAGACUCGUACUCAAAUAGUUUACGAAACACAUGUCAUAUCGGAAGAUAAUCUCCCCGGUUCCUCUGAGAAGGCAAACAAAUCUAGUGAUGAUGAUGAUAAUAAUGAUAAUUAUUCACAGGAGACAGAAAUAGUGACCGCAUUCAAUACUGCACAUGUUGAGGAAGCUAUUGUUAAUGAGAAACAAACUACUGAACAUGAUGAGUUAUAA